CGUUUCUUUCCAUUCCCGGUUCUCUCGGACCUAACCCAAAUUCACUUUUCCGUUCAAUCCACUUGCCGUUUCACGAGGACUAUCCAAACCCUACCUCCGUGAAUCGGGUCCUGCGAUCGGAUUCUCAGCUCCUCCGGCAUAUUCUCGGCUUUGGUUUAUUUUGAUCUCAUGCGAUGGAAAUACCAAAGGAGGCUGCUAUCAAGAAACCAAAAAGGUUAACAUCUGUUGUGUGGAAUCACUUUGAAAGGGUUCGGAAGGCUGACAUCUGUUAUGCUGUAUGCGUUCAUUGCAACAAGAAACUGAGUGGAUCAAGCAACAGUGGGACCACACAUCUUCGCAAUCACUUGAUGAGAUGUUUGAAAAGAUCGAACUAUGAUGUGUCUCAACUCCUAUCAGCAAAGAGAAGGAAGAAGGAGGGAACUGUCGCCAUUGCAAGCAUCAGUUGUGAUGAAGGACAGAGAAAAGAAGAAUAUACGAAGCCCCUGUCUGUCAAGGUUGAUUCCGAACCAAAGCGUGAUGAGAUCAUUACCCUUGGAAGCAGUAGGUUUGACAAUGAUAGGAGUCGGCUUGACCUCGCUCGCAUGAUUAUAUUGCAUGGAUACCCUCUGUCCAUGGUGGACCACGUAGGAUUUAAAGUAUUUGUGAAGAACAUUCAACCGCUCUUUGACUUUAUGCCUACUGAUUCUGUGGAGCUUUCCUGCAUGGAAAUAUAUGGGAAGGAAAAACAGAAAAUAAACGAAACUUUUAGUAAACUGCAGGGGAGGAUUAAUGUUGCUGUCGAAAGGUGGUCAUCAGCAGAAAAUGCUGAAUACUUGUGUUUAGCCGCGCGGUACAUUGAUGGGGAUUGGAGAUUGCAGAAAAAGGUCCUGAAUUUUAUAACUCUCGACUCUUCUCAUACUGAGGACAUGCUUUCAGAAGUGAUUGUUGAUAGUCUGGUAGACUGGGACGUUCACUCUAAGUUGUUUGCUGUGACUUUUGAUGAUUGUUCAGCUGAAGAUGAUAUCAUCUUGAAAAUUAGAGAGCAUAUCUGUGAGAAAACAUCUCUUUUGGGCACCAGUCAAUUAUUUGAUGUGCGCUCUGUUACCCAUGUUCUCAGUGAUAUGGCUCAAGAUGCCAUUGUGGAGCUUCAUGAAGUGAUUCAGAAAAUCCGUGGAAGUAUUAGAUAUAUAAAGAGUUCACAAAAGGUUCAGGGGAAGUUCAAUGAGCUUGCUCAACAGGUUGGAGUUAACAGACUAAAGAACUUAGUUCUUGAUUGGCCAGAUCGAUGGAACUCAACCUAUCUAAUGCUUGAAGCUGCCUUGGAGUACAGAGGUGCAUUUUCUCUCUUGCAAGAGCAGGACCCUUUGUAUGCAUCAGUUUUGACCGAAAAUGACUGGGAUUUGGUCAAUACCAUUGCUGGGUAUCUGAAAAUACUGGUUGAGAUCAACAAUGUCCUUUCAAGCAACAAAAAUCCAACCGCGAACAUAUAUUUUCCCGAGAUAUGUCAUCUUCACAUUCAAUUGAUCGAAUGGUGCAAGAGCUCUGAUGAUUUUGCCUGUGCUGUUGCAUCGAAGAUGAAAACCAGAUUUGACAAGUAUUGGAGUAAAUGCAAUCUGGCUUUGGCAGUUGCAGUUAUCCUAGAUCCUCGGUUCAAGAUGAAGUUGGUGGAAUAUUACUACUCACAGAUUUAUGGUAGUACAGCUUUGGAUCAUGUCAAGGAAAUUUCUGAUGGGAUUAAAGAAUUGUACGAUGCUUACUCAAUCUGUUCCACAAUAAUAGACCAAGGUUCGGCUUUGCCGGGGGGCAGCCUGCCUGAUACUGCCAAUGAUUCUAGAGAUCGACUCAAGGGGUUUGACAAGUUCCUAACUGAGACAUCUCAGAUUCAGAGCGCAUCGUUGGACUUGGACAAGUACUUGGAGGAACCUGUCUUCCCUCGGAUCUGUGAUUUUAACAUCUUGAAUUGGUGGAAGGUUCACACUCCUCGGUACCCAAUACUGUCUGUGAUGGUACGAGAUGUUUUAGGAACUCCAAUGUCAAAUUCGUCACCAGAAUCAGCAUUCUGUACUGGAGGAAGGAUCCUCGAUCAAAACCAUAGUAUGCUUAACCAUGAUGUUCGGCAGGCUUUAAUUUGCACGAGAGAUUGGUUGCAGAUGGAAUCAGAAGGAUUGCGCACAAAUGAUGAACUCAACAUAGAUAUUGUUUUUUAGCAACAUUAGCAUGAAGCGUAUGUAGAUAUAUUUCGGUUUGUCUUUCUCAGUAAAUGUUAGGCACUCGCUCAUUUUGUUGAGAUGACAGUAAUGUGGAAGAACUCUCUCUCCUCCCCUCUCAUUUCCAUCAGUUUUGUUAAUGACGUAUAUGUGCAUUCAU
Punica granatum (pomegranate) is the source of this 2346-nucleotide messenger RNA. Lineage: Eukaryota; Viridiplantae; Streptophyta; Magnoliopsida; Myrtales; Lythraceae. The record is from RefSeq and is a predicted model, not a curated record.